UACGGCUUGCCACUAAGAUGCACAGCUAGCCAAUGGCGAAAACUGGAGGUCACGCAAGAUAUUCGUAACGAUAUUGUCGAAAACUUCGUCAGACGGGCUGUAGUCUUUCAGACCCUUUGGAAGCAGACGGUUGACACAAAACGAAGUUUGUCUUUACUGGCAGCAGCAGCGAAUUAUUUGGCGAAUAUUCGUAACCAGCACCCAAUAAGUGUUCAGUUAACCAAACAUCUUUGCCUGCACAUCUAGUAAUUUUACCAGCUUACAGAUCAUUUCAAUCAAUUUUGAUUUUUGUAGCUUUUUCUUCUGGUAGCCGUAUCAAUCAAAUCAAAUAACGUUGCGUUGAUUGCACCGUCAACUGAAACGAUAAUCUGAUUGAUUCAUUCUGCACCAAACAAUUCUCCAAGUUUUAAGAUGAGUGAAGACACCGGAAGUAGCUCAAAUCCCAUCUCCACCCGUUCAACGACGAAUAAUACAUUAACUACCAAAGAAGAGGUUGCCAGGGAAAUAAAAGAAUGGAUGGAGAUCGAUCAAGAUGGCACUAAUAAAACUUAUGAAAAUGCCGUCAAACACAUCGAGUUCAAACUGGGACGCCCACUUUCCUGUUUGGAAAAAACUGGGUUUGAGAUGCCAUAUGUCCAAACGGUAUUGCAAAUGUGGCUGAAAAAAAGUUUAAAAAAGGCUUUUGAAUACCUGGACAAUUGCAAUAACGAUAUCACCAAGGAUAUGUCUAAUGACUUGAAACUAUUGGAUUCCAUAAAUUGUUUUGAGGACAUUCGUUCUAAGGUAAAAGACGUGGCAUUGCCACUGCGAAACUGGUGCGACGAGGAGUGUCGAUAUCUUAAACUUGUUUUCGAACAGGAAGAUCUGUUUACAAACACGCCACGUUUCACCGUCUCUGUCAACUGCUACUUGACUCAAUUUAAAACAUCGUGCAUUGAAAAGAUGUUCUCCCGAUGUCUGAGCGACAUCGUCAAGGAUGAAACCAACGGCCAGAAACACGAAAAAUUCAUUAUUGACCUAAAUGAUUUCUUGACUUUUGUUAAUGAAGACAAAAAUGUAUUUGAAAAAAUGCUGUUGCAGCUAGGGAAUCCCCAAAAUAACGAAGAAUGCAAUGGCAAUACUGGCGAGGAAUUAUUAGUUAAAAAACUGGUGGAAAUGUUUGUCAGUUGUUCUAAGAACGAUUUCCUGGCUAGCGUCAGAAAGGAAGAGAUUUUGCAAGCCAUUCUGGAGAAGAACUUGAUGGUGGUUGAAAAUACAACUGACACUGAAUGGCCAGAGUCGUUUCACAGACUAGUCGAGAAAAUGUCACAAAGCAUUCUCCAGACUGACGGCAGCCAGACAACGCCAAGUCUAACACUUGAAUGGUUUCAACGUUAUCAAAAAGCCUCGUCACUAAUGAAAGACGUCGAGUGGACCCCGAAAUUGCGAAUUCUGACAAAAGAAAUGUACAAGAAAUUCUUGUUACCCGAAACUGAAAUCAAUUACAAGGAAGAAGACGGAAAGCAAAUCAUUUUCAUUAAAGGAAUCGCCAUUUUCGUCAGCAAAAUGCUUCAGCUAAUGAAACAAUUGAAAGACGAACAUCCGGAUGUCGAAGAAAUCAAAAUCGUUGGAUUGAAAUCCGUCCACAUCGAUUGUGACUUGGAUAAUGAAAUCUGGCACGGAAUAAACAUUGGCAUUGUCACCGACAAGCUCAUCGUCGAUGACAUCACUGACAAUAAUGCACAGACUUGGACCGGAUUUUGUUGGAACGUAUCCGGAAAAAAUGCUCAACAUCAACCGAUGGGAAAACCUUGUCAAGCGGGUGAGAGUGGCGGCAACGUGCACGUCGUUUGCAACGAAAUAGUAAACGGCCAGAAAUGGACGAUCGUAUCGGACGGAGGUGACGGAAGUGCGGCUUACAAAUGGACCGAGGAAAAAUUUAAAAAUUAUUUUCCGUCCAUAUCGACGGGUGAUGAAAAGGCAAUGGGAACCGUAUUGACAACAUUAAAAGAAAUCUUACCAAGAGAAAAUCGAACAAGAGACAAAGAUGUUCUGCCAGGGCACAAGGGCGAUUUUCUCAUCAGCGGCACGGCGAACAACGGCAGUGAAAUCACGGCAAUAUUGUAUAGGGGGAAAGAAGAAGGGCAGACACUCUUUUUAAUCAGAGGUACCAAAACAGGGGGCAAAGCCGGGCAAGGUGGAUACGGUGGCAAGAUCGAAGUGAACAUUGUCGGGGAAUCGUCUAUGACAUCCGGGAUUCCUUUGACGGGCAAGGAUACAAGACGGAAACAAUUGACGGCUGAGCGAUUGGGAGUCUACGAGGCUUCGUGUCCCAACGGAAAUAUUGGCAAAUUAACAGGUGACGUUGCUUUUACCCAAACAGUCGCAAACGGCGGUGGAUAUUUCUACGGGUUUGAAAAAGACGAGAAGAUCACAAUUCAACUGGGCGUAGAGAAGGAACCAGCAGAAAAAGAAGGUGAAAAUUUAUACGUGAAAUAUCAGGAAGAAAAGAAGAAAAUGUAUGCCAAAUUAUCCGUCUCUAAAUACUCUGCCAGCGACUUGGCAGUGAUGCUGGUGGAUUCAGUCCACCAGAAGAAGGCAGUCAUUCGUCAAAGUCUCGUCCGUCACCUCAACCAAAUAGACGCACGAAAGCAAUUGACAGAGUCCCUCCAAGAGAUGUUAUCCAAUCAUGCAAAACAUCAUUCCAUGAGCAAAGAAGAAAUGAUAAAAGCAACGGAAAACAAGAUCCAUCAACAGAUUCAACACCAUCAGCUCAUGGCUCAGCGUCGACAAGAGCAGCAAUUUGAGAAAAUUGAACAAUACUUUAGACCAGCGUUUGAUCCAUCACGAUCGUUUCCGAAGCCCAAAAUAAUCGGUCGCCGCCCCGUUUGGAAUGAAAAUGUCGUCAGUUCCAACUGUCUCGAUGUAUUGCCGACAGAGGAUGGAACUGACAGUCUUCUUCACUGCCUUUUCGGCCAAUUAAAUUCGGAUGGUAAAUACGUGUGCAAGGACACUAACAAGUUCCGCAAACUGAUUGCAAAACACAUCCGUGAAGAAGACUCCAGCAGAGCCAAAACCUACAACGGCGUUGUCAUGUUCGUUUUGCGAGUAGAUAAUGACAACAUUUUCCCGAUGGCGUGUGCUAAAAGAGGCGAAUUGAUAAAAAACAUCAUAGCAAAGUAUCAGCCGUUGAAGGGAAAAGAGACACAAGUAUUGUACUGGUUGAACUUGAACGGCCAUAGCGACGACGAUGAAUUUCUCGACUCAAAAUACGACGAUGAUGAGUGGAAGAAGGCAUGGGGCAGCAUUGGGCAUGAUUCAAAAAAAAUUAAAAAGCAAUUACUAGAAGAGAAAUCAAACUGGAAAAACAACAAAGAUUUGAAAGACGAAUACACCAGAUACAUCGAGUCACCGACAGGUACACUGGGAUUCGCCGAACUAGAAAUGUUGGCAGAGAUGUUUAAAAUUGCAAUCCACGUUUAUAAAUACCAUGGCUUAUCAUUUUUCAAAGAGAAAGAAAAAAUAAAUCCAUUAAAUGACAUUGAAUAUUACAUAUUAUGCGAAGGCAACAGUCAAUGGAAAAGACUUUCAUCUGAAGACAAUAAUUGUGAUUGGUUUCGACAGUUCUCUUUUAAAGCUGAAGAACAAAGUUACGAUUCAGAAAGUUUUACCAAAUUAAUGUCUCUUAUUAGAAAUACAGACAUUGAUCAAAAGGAUAGAGUUAUCACUUCCAUUGAGAAGUUCAAUCCCCGAAACAAGACACCAGCCAAACUAUCUCAACUUCUCUUGGACCGAUUAAACAACCUGAACAGUCAAGUAGAUGCAAAAAAACUUGCAUCCGCAAUCAUUGCACUAGCAAAGUGGAUUGAGUACUACAACGCCCGAAAUAUAAGUCCUUUAUUUUACCUGCACAUCGUGGAAAAGAAUGAACCAAACGACUGGGAAUGCGAAUUUAUUCUAUUAGAAAUGGAAGAACGGUUGGAGAAGCUAUGGAAGCAUUUCACCGAGAGAGAAACAUGGAGAAGAGUAGUGCGUAAACAUUUGAUGCGUCACAACCGAGUACUUUCAAUGUUCACUGAAUUUGCAUUGAGAAAAGAGGAAAGUGACAUUUUGUUUUUCUUAGAUCCCGAUAAACUAUUACGGAUGUUAACAGUUUUUGAAGAAGUAAAAUGCGAUUUGACCAGAGAAGGCUUUGGUCCAUUAUCUGUAAUUAACUUAUUCUACAAACAGAGAAGCGCAUUUUUGAAGAAAGAAGUAGAAAAUUGGUCGGUUGACAAGCAAAAAGUAGAAGAUUGGUUAGUUAACGAGCGAAAAUACGUUUCAUUUUUUUUACUGGAUCUGGAAUACAAAAACGAAAACAAAUUGCUAGCUAAAUUGAUGAGUGACAAGAAAUUGACGAUGGGCGAUACAGUUCUAAACACCCCAGGAGAGAAUUCUAAAUUGAACCCGAAAAGUUUGAACGAGAUUAUUGCUGAAAUGGAGGGAAAAGAUCCGGAAAACAAGACGACUAAAAAAAUUGAAACAAAGGUAAAUAGUUCGGAAUCCAUGAAAUACAAAUUCUUGAAAAAAGAAAAAAUCAAGAUGAAAAACGAACAACGAAACGAAAAACGAAAAGAAUUUGUGUUUGAAUUCAUUUCUAAAAAGGCAAAGAAAGGUUUAUGCUGGACGGAAGCUUUUCUUUGCGUUUUCGAAUACUCCGUCAAUUUCACCAUGGGAUUCCAACUGCGUGACACACAGAAAUUCGCCAUCAUGGCUUUACUAUCUAACGGAUGUUCCGGUCUUCAUAAAACAUUAGCGCAGGUAUCGACAGGUGAAGGCAAAUCAAUUAUCGUGGCCGGGGUUGCCAUUGGAUUUGCACUUUCAGAUCGUUUUCAUCCAAACAAUAAAAAAGUGAAUCAUCAGGUAGACGUCAUCACCAGUAACGACGUCCUUGCUCUUCGUGAUUCUAAUCUGCCAGUUAAUGAAGGAGGACUGAAGGAACUUUACGAGUUUUUUAACGUCACCGUGGCAAACAACUGCAGUAAAAAUGUAGACGAGCGCAAAAAGGCCUAUAACAUGGACGUCGUUUAUGGGCAACUUGUAAAUUUUCAGCGAGAUUAUUUGCUGGACACAUUUUACCAUCGCGACAUACAAGGUGGCCGAAAGAUGGUGUAUGGCAUCAUCGACGAAGUGGAUUGCAUGUUGCUGGAUGGUGGUAACAACAUGCUCUACCUGUCGCACGACAUCCCCGGUAUGGAGAUGCUGGAAUCUCUUUACGUUUUCAUUUGGGGAAAAAUACAACACCAUUCAGUGGAAAUAAUCAAAUCCAAAAUCCUGUAUGACCUCUACGGCCAAAUAACAGAAGAAGAUUUGGAAAAUAUUCACGGUCCAUUGGGACAAAAGGAAUCGAAAAGAAAUGCGUUAUGGGAACAUCUGAUUGAGAAAAAAGUUAUCGACCGACAAGGACGUUUGCUGUUUAGGGAACUCAGUGAAAUUACGGAAGAAAAGAUCAACUACACAGUUAAUCCCAAACUUAAUCCCAAAAUCGUUUUCUAUUUCCGUCAAAUAGUAGAGCGCGAGCGUCACGUUCGCAUACCGGAUCAUUUGUUGGAUUUCGUCGAAAGACACCUGGACGCUUGGCUGGAUAACGCAAGGCGGGCACUGGAGCUCAAACAAGACGUAGACUACGUCAUUGACCAUGACCGAUCAGACUCAAGUCCCGAUCUGAAUCCGCAAGUGAUCAUCAUCGAUCCGGAGACGGGGACGGAUCAAUCCAAUUCGCAAUGGGGCGGAGCCCUGCACCAAUUCCUUCAGCUAAAGGAAGGAUGCAAAUUGACGUUGCAGAGUCUCAAAGCAGUGUUCAUCUCCAACGCAAAAUAUAUUAAAAAAUAUAUUUAUUUUGCAGGUGUGUCGGGAACCCUGGGCUCCCAGCCAGAAAAGGAAUUUUUGAAAAAGAAAUAUGAAUGCGAUUUAAUAACUGUUCCACCUGCUUUCCCUAAACGUUUCCGCUUUAAACCGACUAGAUUACUGAAGACAAAUGAAAAAUGGAAGGAGGUUAUUACUGAAGAAACCCGUUGGGCGAUCAUUGGCCAAAAUCGUUCCAUCGUCAUCUUUUGUCGAUCCAUUAAAGAGGUCAACAUAGUUCAUAAACAAUUGAUAUCUGCAAUCAAAGAACUCAGAGACAAUAAUAAGCGCAUCCAUCGCUACACUCGUGAUUACGAGAAAUUUGCUUUUGAAUAUUCUGAACUGGAUGUCGGACACGUAAUCGUCGCCACCAACUUGGCCGGCCGAGGGACGGACAUCAAAAUCAGUGAAAAUCUAGAAGCCAACGGAGGUCUGCACAUUUGUUUGACUAAUUUUGUGGAUAAUGAAAGAGUCGAGGAACAAGCGAUGGGUCGAGCGGCAAGAAAAGGACAACCAGGAAGUGGAAUCCUCAUCCUGUGCGAGGAACAAAUUGACCAAACGGAGGAGUCGGGCACAAGUGAAGAAUGGGGGGCUGAGAAAAUUUUUGUCAUGAAAGAGGUUAGAGAAUGGAAGGAGAUUCAACGAAUUUCACGUUUGGAAAAAGAUUUCAACCACCUUAAAAUGCUUGAAGAUUUAUUUGAAAAUUACACCAAUAAUUUCUCCGAAAGGAAAGUCAAAGAAAAAUUCGGGGAAAUUAAAAAAAAUCAUAAACAAUGCGAAAAUCAAAUCGUCCAACUACUGGACGAUGACAAGUUGCUUAAGCAGGUCUUCCAUGACAGCAUUCUUGACAAAUGGGCUUUGUGGGUAGACGAAACAGAUUACGACUUGAAAUGUUUUGAUUUAAAACCAAAAAAAAAUAAUUUUAAUUUUGAGACUUUAAUUGUUGAUAUUCCCAAUUGGAUGACGCCGGCCCGUAGAGUCAACAUUGCCACACACUUGACAAUGAAAAGUUCCGAAAAUUCCGAAAAAGAAGCAAGUCAAGCCACAAACAUUUUGAAUAACCUACAAAAUUCAACUGAAAACUUUUUCUACCCAGCCGCAUUUUACUAUCGUGCUUUUAUUCUGCUCAAGGAAAUGAAAAACGAAAAAGAAGAAAGCAAAACAAAUCAAUUCAUCUGCAUGUUACGACAUACGGAGUCAAUUUUGAAUGACCACAUCAAAAUGCAAAUUUCUUUCAGUCUAAUUCAUCAAUCCGAGAUAAAACCUAACCAAACCCUUUCAUUUUAUCCCGUCGAUGGCUACAAGGAACAGAAAGAAAACAACAUUGAAAUACUUCAAUAUUUUUUAAGCUCUAUUCAGUGGUUGCUAGGCAACUACUGCUCUAUUUCGAAUUUCAGGGAAGUUGUAAGUGACAUCCCGAAAGAUCUCGGAUUUUUUGGAAAAUAUUCAAAAAAAAUUGAGAACUUCAUCAACAACCAGAAAGAAAACGAAGAACUGAAAAGACGUAAAAUUCGCCUCGAAAAAGUGGACGAAUAUUUUAGUUAUCUGAUCAAAUCCAAGUGCAUUGCCUGUAAACUCAACGAUCCCGAUACCAUUCCGAACGUUGUUAUGGGCAAGUCCAAAAUCUCAAGUAACGACAUUCGAAGCAAAAUAAUAAACAAAAUAGCCGACGACUACGGCGUCAACGCUUCGUUAGAAAACAAACUAAAAUCUGUUUUUUAUAAAUCUCGGGAUGAAAAGGACAUUGAAAAGAAACUGGAAAAAAUUAAUUUGAUUCCGUGCACCAGGAAGGCGUUCUGGAAGAAAUUAGUCGAUACCAAAGCCUUAAAUUCUCCAAAGGAGUGCGUUAACAUGAAAUGUGUCAUCAUUUCAGAAGAAAAACUGGAAUUAAUACAAUCGAAACUUGAUAAGCGAAAUGCAAUGAUCUUAGAUUUUGGCGGAAAUUCGUUUAAUCACAAAACUAAUUGUCUCAACGUCCUUUACAACCCGACCUAUGAAAGUCGCCAAGAAUUGGAAAAACAAAAAAAGCUCAUGUUUUGUAAAAAGUACGUUCGACGCAUUCUAUCGUCUGAGUAUAGCGAAAAUAAGAAACUUUUCGAAUCAAACAAAAUCGCACAACUUGACCUCGACAAACUCAAAGACGUGAACCUUGAAUCGUUCGGUCAACUGGGAAUUGAUGACCUGCGUCAAAUUUCAAUCAAUCAAUACGAACACGGAGGGAUUUGGAAUCAACUGAUCGCUCAAAAAAUAAUAAAUGACCAAGGCUAUCUUGUACCAGACUUCAAUAAAGAUUUCAAGUAUCCUGACUGCCCAGCGUAUGCUGACACGGUCAUGCGUUUGGUGGGAAAAAAAUUCCUCGCCGAAAUAGUCAGACAACAGUGGCUAAUGUCGAAGGAUACACCCCAAUGUCUCAAAGCCAUCAUUUUGUUACCUUGCAAACCGUAUCGAGAUAUGCUGGGAGAUUUGAUGGCUGCCCACGUCAUAUCUGGCGCUCGAGUGUCGAACAUAUCUGUAGACGACUUAAAGAAAAAAGUUGACAAAAUGGCAGAAUACCAUACAGAAGGUGAAAAUAUUAUGGAAUUCUUGACAAGCCGUCGAUCUGUUUACGCUGAGAAAACCAUCACCCCUGAUUUCUUCCUCGACUUUAUCGAUCGUGACAUAAGAAAAGAGUCAAAUAAAGUGAUUCGAUUUGUUUCCAGUGAACUGUAUGUAUUUAGUCUUGGAGGAUUUGAUCGCAUUAUUGACAUUAAGAAUCGGGAAUGGACAUUUAAAAGAGUUUUAAAGGCGUCAUUAUUCGCAUCACUCUUCAUCGUUGGUGCCCUCGCAUCUAUUGGCGCCGGAGCCGUUGCCUCAAUACCAGGAGUUCAAGAGCUGGCAGCUGCCACAAUACCGGCAAUUCAAGGGUUACUCGGUUUCAAAUUACCAUCUGAAAUUUGCAAAAACCUACUUUUCAUGGGAGGUUUCUCUGACAUCUUGUACGUGGUAGAAACCAUCUUGACCCGGAAAGACUUCACGUGGGCUGACUACGGGCGCCAAAGAAUUCGAAGCGCAAUAGGAAAAAUGGAGCCGAUCGACGCUAUCAAAGCCAUUUGCAAAUUAUCUAAAAGCUCCAAUCAAAGUUUCGGAGAUUCAAGUAACGUAAAACACAGACCAUAAUCAACAAUUACAGAAUGCGCGGGUGUUAAUUGAGGAAAUUAUUUGAUUUUUUGUUCUGUGAAGAGCAUUGUUGCCAAUUACUCAAAGUAAACAGUAAAUCACCAACAUGAUGAUAAACGAAGUGUAAGCAACUUCCGUGUCUUUUAAAAAUACAUGAUUUACUAC
This is a messenger RNA of Daphnia pulicaria, 9183 nucleotides long. RefSeq lists its product as uncharacterized. Bases 412 to 9018 code for a protein of 2868 amino acids. The record is from RefSeq and is a predicted model, not a curated record. Gene Ontology annotation, molecular function: ABC-type protein transporter activity; ATP binding. Lineage: Eukaryota; Metazoa; Arthropoda; Branchiopoda; Diplostraca; Daphniidae. The transcript has 4 exons. Gene Ontology annotation, biological process: protein targeting; protein import. Gene Ontology annotation, cellular component: membrane.